Messenger RNA from Eimeria mitis, 2976 nucleotides. RefSeq lists its product as uncharacterized. Lineage: Eukaryota; Apicomplexa; Conoidasida; Eucoccidiorida; Eimeriidae. The record is from RefSeq and is a predicted model, not a curated record. The transcript has 2 exons. Gene Ontology annotation, biological process: microtubule-based movement; mitotic cell cycle. The coding region runs from base 1 to 2976 and encodes 991 amino acids. Gene Ontology annotation, molecular function: plus-end-directed microtubule motor activity; microtubule binding. Gene Ontology annotation, cellular component: microtubule.
AUGCCUGCUGUGAUUCCUCCUUUUCUGCAGCAGCUGCCUCAGAGCUUUGUUGCUGAAGUUGUUGCAGCAGCAGCAGGUGGGGGGUUUACUCCUUUUGCUGCAGCAGGUGCAGCAGAUCCUGCUGCUGCUGCUGCUGCUGCUGCUGCUGCUGCUGCUCCUCCCCCUACGGGCUUCUGCGGCCCUUCAGUACCCCUGGAGUGUAUCGACCCCUCAAGCGAAGCAGCAGCAGCAGCAGCUGCUGCUGCUGCUGCUGCUGGCGUUCGUGGCUGUGUCUUCUAUGAAGCCUGCACCAAUAGCAGCAGCAGCAAAGGCAGCAGCAGCAGCAGCAGCAACAGCAGCAGCAGCAGCAGCAGAGGCAGGUGGGUCGCAAGCUGGGUUUCUGAAGGCUUCACCCGCAGCAGAACUUUUCCUGUUGCAGCAGCAGCUGCUGCUGCUGCUGGAUGGACUGCAGCAGCAGCAGCAGCGCAGCAAAUGGCGCAGAUAUGGCUGCAGCUAAUUCUGUGUAAAGCAGCAGCAGCAGCAGGAGCACCAGCAGCAACAGCAGCAGCAGCAGCAACAGCAGCAGCAGCAGCAGCAAACCCUGCAACAGAAGCAGCUCAUGAUGAGCAGCAACAGCAGCAGCAAGAUCAGAAGCAGAACCUGCAACAGCUGGGAGACAAGCAGUUGCUGCUGCAGCAGCAGCUGCAGCAGCAGCAACAGCAGCAGCAGCAGCAGCAGCUGCAGCAUGUGAAGAGCGAACAACUGCAGCCGGCUGUGGGGUCCCCAGAAGCAGCAGCAGCAGCAGCAGCAGCAGAUAUGGGGGCAUCUCAAGAGACUGUGGCAGCAGCAGAUGCAGCAGCAGCAGCAGCAGCAGCAGCAACAGCAGCAACAGCAGCAGCAGCAACAGCAGAAUCAGAUACACAUACUGCGCUGCAGGAGUACUUGAGCUGCUGCAGCAGCCGCCCUGGUCUUUCGUUUGCUGCUGAUAAGGGUUUAUGGGUUAUAGAUGCAUGCAAAGCGCUUCGUCCUGCUGCUGCUGCUGCUGCUCCUGCUGCUGCAGCAGCAGCAGCAGCAGCAGCAGCAGCAACAGCAGCAGCAGGCAGCAGCACACUCACCUUCUGCGUUCAGGCCCUCGGCUGGCAGGGGGCCCGCUCUACUGCUAUUCGCUGCUACGAUGAGCUUGCAGCAGCAGCAGCAGCAACAACAACAGCAGCAGCAGCAGCAGCAGCAACUGAUGCAACUGUAGCAGCAGUUGCUGCUCCUAUCACCACAGCGACAACAAACAGCGGCAGCAGCUGCCAAGAGAAAAUUGCUGCUGCUGUUUCUGCUGCUGCUGCUGCAGCAGCAGCAGCAGCUCCAUGUCCUGUAGAGUCAAGAGCAAGCCCAGUACCAUCAACAGCAGCAGCAGCAGCAGCACCAGCAGCAGCAGCAACAGGGAGCAAGCAGCAACGGGGGGCUGGCGGGGGGCGGCAGCAGCAGCAGCAGCUGCCUACCCUGGAGGAGCUUUUUGCUGCAGUGCAGCGGGUGGACGUCCCCUGCGACACAGCAGCAGCAGCAGCAGCAGCAGCAGCAGCAACAGCAGCAGCAGCAGCAGCAGGUGGUGCGUGUCAGUACCCUCAAGGCGGUGGCAGUGAUGCGCUGCCUACGAGCAGCAGCAGAAGCAGCAACACCAGCAGCAGCAGCAGCAGCAGCAGCAGCAGCAGCAGCAGCAGCUGGACGCUGCAGAACCUGUUUAGGCCUCAUCUCCGCUUCAGCCGCAGCACAGCAGCAGAUGCAUUCAAGGGGGGGGCCUGGCGGCUCGAGUGGCUGCAGCCUCGCCAGCAGCAGCAGCAGCAGCAGCAGCAGCAGCAGCAGCAGCAGCAGGAGCUGCUGCUGCAGCAGGUGAGCUGGCCGGUGUACGUGCAGCAGGUGGGGGCGCAUCCAGCGUUGCUGCUGGCUCUGUACCUGAAGCAGCAGAUUGAAGCAGCAGCAGCAGCAGCAGCAGCAGCAGCAACAGAUACGGAGGAACUGCAGCAGCAAGUGCAGCAGCUGCUGCUGCAGUCUCUGCUGCUGCAGCGGGAAUGCAUCAGCAGCAAAGGCAGCAGAAAGCAGCUGCCGCAGCAGCUGCAGCAGCUGGAGCAGCUGCUGCCCCCCGCCGCGCUGCAGCAGGCCCAAGCAUUGAGAGACAGAUGCGGCAGGAAGAGACAAGCAGCAGCAAAACCUGCUGCUGCUGCUGCUGCUGCUGCUGCUGCUGCUGCUGCAUCGCCUACUGCUUCGCUCGCAAAGUCUCCCUCUGCAGCACAGUUGGCUUCUCCCCUUGCUGCUGCUGCUGCUGCUGCUGCUGCUGCAGAUGGAACAGCAGCAGCACCGCUGCCGCCUGCUGCAGCAGCAACACCCCUAUCGUCAUCAGCAGCAGCUGCUGCAGCAGCUGCUGCUGCUGCUGCAGCAGGACCUACGCAAGUUGAUCCUGCCACCGUGGCGCUUCAUCAAAGGUUGCUGCUGCUGCAGCGCCAGGCAUUGUCGCUGCAGCAGCAACUCUCUCAAGAACAGCUGCAGCAGCUGCUGCAGCUGCGGAAGCUGAAUGAGCCUUCGCAGCAGCAGCAGCAGUAUUUGCUGCAGCAGCAGCUGUUGCAGCUCCACCUGCAGCAGCAAGCGCAGCAGCAGAAGCUUCUGCAGCAGGAGCAGCAGCAGCCACACAAGAAAACGAGAAUCGAUGUGCCUGCUACAGCAGCAGCAGCAGCAACAGCAGCAGCAGCAGCAGCAGCAGCAGCGGGGAGCGUAGGGAUUCCUCCCGAGGGGACAGUCAGUGCACUGCACCCUGCCCAGCUGCAGCAGCAGCAGCAGCAGCAGCAGCUACAGCUGCAGCAGCAGCUGCAGCAGCAACAAAUUGCCCUUUCCGCAUCGCUAGGUCAUCCAGACAGCAGUAGCAGCAGCAGCAGCAGCAGCAGCAGCAGCAGCGGCAGCAGCAGCAGUUCCACCCAAGGUGUCUCUGCUUCUCCUCCAGCAGCAGCAGAGUAA